Messenger RNA from Trematomus bernacchii (emerald rockcod), 3797 nucleotides. Its product is annotated as macoilin-1-like. Lineage: Eukaryota; Metazoa; Chordata; Actinopteri; Perciformes; Nototheniidae. Gene Ontology annotation, biological process: neuronal signal transduction. The transcript has 11 exons. The coding region runs from base 155 to 2185 and encodes 676 amino acids. Gene Ontology annotation, cellular component: rough endoplasmic reticulum membrane. The record is from RefSeq and is a predicted model, not a curated record.
CUCAGCGUUCAGUGUUUUUAUUUAUUUCUUUGUUUCAUGUGUGCAUAAAACAACAACAAUGGUGGAUAAUUGAAUAAGUGGAGAUUCACGAGGAUGAGCGAAUGACAUUUCCACUUCCAGUUUACCACACCGAUAGAGAAUCAACAGGGGGAGGAUGAAGCGGCGCAAUGCGGACUGCAGCAAACUCCGACGGCCGGUAAAACGGAACCGAAUCACCGAGGGUAUUUAUAGCAGUACGUUCCUGUACCUGAAGUUCCUGGUGGUGUGGGUGUUAGUUCUGCUGGCUGACUUUGUGCUGGAGUUCAGGUUUGAGUACCUGUGGCCUUUCUGGCUCUUUAUCCGAAGUGUCUACGACUCCUUCAGAUAUCAGGGACUGGCGUUCUCUGUUUUCUUUGUAUGUGUGGCGUUUACGUCAGACAUCAUCUGCCUCCUCUUCAUCCCCGUCCAAUGGCUGUUUUUCGCUGCCAGCACCUACGUAUGGGUCCAGUAUGUCUGGCACACAGAAAGAGGAGUCUGUCUACCCACUGUAUCGCUGUGGAUCCUGUUCGUGUACAUUGAAGCUGCCAUUCGCUUCAAAGACCUGAAGAACUUCCACGUAGACCUGUGUCGACCCUUUGCUGCUCACUGUAUCGGCUAUCCAGUGGUGACGCUGGGCUUCGGCUUCAAAAGCUACGUCAGCUACAAGAUGCGACUGAGGAAACAGAAGGAGGUGCAGAAGGAGAACGAGUUCUACAUGCAGCUCCUCCUCCAGGCUCUACCGCCGGAGCAGCAGAUGCUCCAGAGACAGGAGAGGGAGGCAGAGGAGGCUGCGUUAGCUAAAGGGAUUACCGAGGUAGAACCAGCAGUCGUUUCCCAAAACGGAUCAGCUCCAGCAAAGAAAAGCCCCUCAGUGCCGUUACCAGAACUGGAGUACCGGGAAAAAGGAAAGGACAGUACAGCGAAAGAGGGUAAAAAACAAAACUCAGUGGGAAUCAAUAACAACAGUAUUGUACACGCACUGGACUCCAAAGUACAGGAGACAGAGUACAUAGAGAACUACGCCGGGGCAAAGAGACUGAAUAACGACCUGGUGGGAGACGGCACACACACCGAAACCAACACACACUCUGCUUCUAAAGAGGAAAUGGGAAGCACGGGGAAGAACUACAAAAACGCCAGCGGAGGCGGGGGAAACAUUUCCAACUCGUCGCCACGGAAUCACAGUUCUUCAAAUGGCAGCGUGCCGCCAGGUUCCUCGGCCAAUAAGAACGAGAAGAAGCAGAAGGGGGCGGGGAAAGGGCAGAAGGACCCGGUGGAGAACUGCAUCCCCAACAACCAGCUGGGCAAGCCCGACGCCCUCGUACGGCUGGAGCAGGAUGUGAAGCGUCUGAAGGCGGAUCUUCAGGCCAACAGGCAGCUGGAGUCGGAGCUGCGCAGUCAGGUGUCCUCUCUGAGCAGUCAGGACCGCAGCCUGCGCUCUGAACUGGGCCAGCUGCGGCAGGACAACGAGCUGCUGCAGAACAAGCUCCACAGUGCCGUCCAGGCCAAGCAGAAGGACAAGCAGACCAUCUCUCAGCUGGAGAAGAGGUUGAAGGCGGAGCAGGAGGCUCGCGCCCUCGCCGAGAAACAGCUGGCCGAAGAGAGGAAGAGGAAGAAGAUGGAGGACGCCACCGCUGCCAGAGCCGUAGCUCUAGCUGCUGCCACCAGGGUGGAGUCCACUGAUUCUCUGCGAGGCCACAUCAGAGAGCUGGAGAUGGAGUGCAAGAAGCUCAGCAUGGACCUGAAGCUGAAGGAGGAGCAGAUCAGGGACCUGGAGGGCAAGUGUCAGGAGCUGAGGAAGUAUAAAGAGAACGAGAAGGACACGGAGGUCUUGAUGUCGGCGCUGUCAGCCAUGCAGGACAAGACGCAGCACCUGGAGAACAGCCUGAGCGCUGAGACCAGGAUCAAGCUGGACCUGUUCUCUGCCCUGGGGGACGCCAAGAGGCAGCUGGAGAUCGCACAAGGCCAGAUCCACAAGAGGGAGCAGGAGAUCGCCGAGCUGAAGCAGAAGAUAGCGGAGGUGAUGGCGGUGAUGCCGAGCCUCUCCUACUCCUCGGACAGCAACAACAUGAGCCCCGUCACCCCCCACUACUCCUCCAAGUUCAUGGACAAUAGUCCCUCCUCCCUGGACCCCAACGCCUCAGUCUACCAGCCCCUCAAGAAGUGACUCUGACAGAACUUUGUCCUCUUUUGGGUUUAUUUCUGAGUUGACCAGCCCCUGACAGUUUUUGCACUCUGAUGUUACGCGCUCACAAGCCCUCCAGACAUCCUUUGUUUGUUUGUUGGAUUAUUAUUUCGAGAGGGUUGUGUACGAUAUUUUCUGUGGUGAGUUUAGACAUUUAGACAUUUAGACAGUGUUAUCUGUUUGGGGAGAAAGGAACACUAUUUGUUAGCCAAAUGUUUACUGAUGGGCCGUCAUGCAUUGCUUCAUCUUCUUUUGGUGUCAGAAUGUCCCCCCUAUACAUAUCUUCUUUAAUAUUAAACUGACAGUUUAGUUAAAAAAACUAUUGGAUUCUCCUAAAACUCACCUGUAAAGUGUUGCCCAGCGAGAGAUACAUGAAUGUAAAGCUAUUCAUGUUUGCCCACCACCGUUAUCUAAAAUCAGUGAUUGUAUUGUUUUAGUUACGGCAAUGUACAUUUUCUUCUAAACAUUGUGAUAUUGAAACGUUUGCUGUGUUCUUCAGGUAUUCCAAUACAAUGUGUCCUCUGGAAUAGUACCAGGAUUAUCAGUUAGUGGACAAAGCAGAUUAAAUAAUGUCCUAAAAAUGAAAUAAAAAGGCCACUGCUCCUGGAGAUUCGACCUGGCACUGCCAAAAGACAACCUUUCCUUUCCUUCUGGACCAAAACCCGUUAGGCCAUAUCGUUCUCACAAGUCAAUGAUGUGGAAGGUAACUGCUUUUACCGUUAUUUGCAGAUUUUUACAGUGCCUUCUCUUUUUUAAGAUGCAAAAACGACAUAAUCCUGGGAUCUAAAAGCAUCAUUUCUCGAUCGAGCUCUGAUUCGCCUGGUUCAAGAUGUCUGAUCCUGUCAAUUCAGUAUUCAAAGGUUAAAACAAUAAGACGCAGUUUCUUUCCAACACAGACUUCAAAGGGAAAACAAAACGUUGGAUAUGGCACAUGUCAUUUCAUCGUGACGCAGUCUUGGUACGCCAAACAACCACCAAACUGAUUGUCUAUGCCGAGAGUUGGCAUUUAGUUGUUUACAACGAUGUACAUUACUUAUUAAAUGAGGAAUGUUUGUUUAUUUCAUUUCAAGUGCCAAGUGUUGAUGUUCAGUUUCCAUACUUAAGGUCGAUGUAGCUAGCAUAAUGUUUGCAGAACGGUGCUGUUAUUUCUUUGUCAUUAUUGGGAUGGUGUUGUGUUUACAAAGUUCUGGGCUGAAGUGUUCAGUCGGACUGAUUGUGUUUUCCACAUGUUUAUUUAUUUGUUCCAGAUGUUUCUUCACCUCCUUGAUAUUUCCCAUCAAUCAGUUGAGUUCCUAUAUUUUUCUACCAGGAAGGAUUCUGUGAAUGUGUUGUGCUGUCAUGUUGCCUACCUGGGGGAACAAAAGUAUUCUUUGUGGAUCGCUCUGGUGUUGUGAAUUCAGUUCAGUUGCUUUUCUAGGUUUGUGGAAUGAAAAGAAGGUUUGAAGGAAAAAAAAAAAGUGUUUUGUUUUAUCUUUCAUUGUUCCACCAUGUUUGUUUUCUUUACUCAAAGUGAUGGUGGCUGUGUCACUCUGUUCACUUUGACCAUCACUAUUAAAGAAAGUCUUGCUGGUGGCAAUGCAAGCUGUUCAGUGUG